AUGAACUCCUUUUUCUCUACGCCGGCGGCCGCAGCAGCCAGACGGCUGGCGGCUUCGGCUGCCGAGGCGGCGCGCAACAACGUGCUCAAAUCCCGCGCCGCGCCUCGCGCCUUCCCUUCGCAGCGCCUCGCUGGUGAAACCCCCGUGGGGAGAGCGCACAGUGCGUCGAAAUCUCUGCUCUCCAAGUGCUUCAGAGCAGGCGGCCGCAGUCAGUCAGGGAAGAGUGAGCAGAAGGCGGGAGACGCGGGGCGGGCGGGCUUCCGCGCCGCUGUUGGGGGCGGCGCAGGCUGCAUGCUCGCAGCGUCGCCGAUGAUGUUCACUGAGUACGACAAAACUGCCUCUCCGUCGGGCGAGCUGAUCUUCACGGCAGGCAAUGCUCUCGGCUACUGCACGGAGCGCUUCUUCGAGAACGAGUACGGCCAAAGCGUCUUCAUGUUUGUUCUCGGUCUGGCUUACCUCGCGAUGCUGGGUCACGAAGGGAAGAUCCACGGGGCUGUCUGGCGGAUGAAGCACCUCUUCGCCACCAACUUCCGCACGGUUGGUCAUCCCCGGUACGCGUACGCGCUGCCGAAGAACCCCCUUCUCCAAGAGGCCGCCAAGCCGAAGGCGGCGCCCGCGGAGAACUAA
This is a messenger RNA of Besnoitia besnoiti, 627 nucleotides long. RefSeq lists its product as uncharacterized. Bases 1 to 627 code for a protein of 208 amino acids. NCBI's taxonomy places the organism in Eukaryota, Apicomplexa, Conoidasida, Eucoccidiorida, Sarcocystidae. The record is from RefSeq and is a predicted model, not a curated record. The transcript has a single exon.